CGCUGCCGAUUCAGUUCUGAUCCAGCAUCUCCGGCAGAAGUAGCUGGAGCUGGAAGAUUUUUUUACCUCAAGUUAAAACGACCAUCAGAAAAGUCAAGUCGACGACAAUGAGAAUCUUUUUGAUCACGCUGCUCAUCGCCAUGGCUGGUAUGGCCCUCGGCGACCAGCUCGAAGGGCAGGAAGCGGAAGUCACCGCGCCGAUCGGCAGCAUCCGCGGUAAAUUUAUGCAGUCUCGUUUGGGAAGGCAAUUUUUCGCGGCUCGUGGUGUCCGAUAUGGCGAAGCCCCGAUUGGCGAACAUCGGUUCAAGCAAGCCGUCCCCGCUAAACCUUGGACGACUGUUUUCGACGCCACCGAAGAAGGACCGGCGUGUCCCCAACCCGCAGCAAUUCUACCGUCGGAAGAUUGCCUUCGAUUGAAUGUCUAUACUCCUAAGCUACCGAGCGCUCAAAACUCCGAUGCGAAGAAACCGGUCUUGGUCUUCUUUCACGCUGGGGGAUUCUACGUAGGUUCCGCCCAAAGCAACCUUUACGGACCGGAGUACCUUAUGGACCAGGACAUCGUUCUGGUCACCGUCAACUACCGACUGAUGUCCCUAGGGUUCAUAAGCACCGGAGACGCGGAAGCCCCAGGAAACCUGGGCCUCAAGGACCAAGUUGAAGCGCUUCGUUGGGUAAAAAGAAACAUCGAGUCGUUCGGCGGUGAUUCGGGCAACGUGGUGAUAGCCGGAUACAGUGCUGGAGCUUGGAGUGUGAGCCUGCAUCUGGUCUCCCCGAUGACCAAAGGCCUAUUUCAUCGAGCCAUCGCGAUGAGUGGGUCGGCAACCUACCAGAAACCACUUGGCAGGCAUCAGAAGGAUCUGGCCGAAAGACAGGCUCGCUUGUUGGGCUGUCCGACGAACACGUCGCAAGCUAUAAUGGCCUGUCUGAAGACCAAAUCCAUUCAAGAGUUUGUGGACUCUUUCGAGAAGAUGUUUGACUGGCGAUACAAUCCUGUUCUUCUCUGGAAUCCAGUCGUCGAACCCAAGGUUCCGGGCGUGGAACGCUACCUGACCGAUGAACCGGUGAAACUGAUUCUCCAGGGAAAGUUUCACCAGGUUCCUCUGAUCACCGGUAUCACCAAGGACGAAUUUGGGGGAAAUGUUGUCAACUGGGUUGAGACAGAGAGAAAGGGAAAUGUAUCACUAUUCACCGAGCUCAACGACAACUGGGAAACUCUGGCUCCGAUCAUCUUCCAGUACGAACGAAUCACACCUCGCUCCAAGGAAAUCAGCAGGGACUUUAAGUCGUUCUACUUCAGGGACCAGCCGGUGUCAUUGAAAACGGUGGACGGUGUGGCCCAGCUCUACGCCGACGGACUGAUCGUGUUCUCCGUUCAUCGAUUGGCCAAGUUGAUCGCCGUGGUUUCUACACAGCCUGUCUACUACUACGAGUUCACGUAUCAAGGUCGAUACAGUCACCACGUCUGGUCUGAUACGAAAAAACCAUACGGUGUUGUUCACCACGACGAUCUACUGUACCUUUUCAAUGUCAAGAGAUACUUCCCCUACUUCAAUACCAACGACCCUGAGUACUCGAUGGUAAGACGGCUGACCUCGAUGUGGACUUCUUUUGCUAAAUGCGGAAAUCCGAUCCCAAGAGAUGUCGAGGGAUUUGAAAAUGUUACCUGGGACGCGUUCACACCGGAAAACAAAAAGUACUUGAAUAUUGGAGAUAAUCUCACAAUGGCCACCGAUUUGUACGCUGUGCGCAUGAAUGAGUGGGAAAAACUUUUCCCAUUGCCGUCCGUUGAUACGCCCGGAACGAACGUCAAGCAUUGAACAUCAAUUUUAUCGAACCAUUUACGAUCUUACACUGUGGAUCGAUAAUUAGUCUAAUUGGCAUCUCUGUUUGGCAUUGUAUAAAAUCCAAAGCGUAUUAUUCAGACGGUGUAAAUCAGCCGCUUUUUGAAUGGUUUUAUUUUUCAAACAAUUAAACGUUAUAGCAACUAAAUUGUUCCAUUCAUACCUUGAUGAUGAUGAAUUAAUCCUUCUAAACCCUUGAUUCUCAUUAUCGAUUUUUUUUUUAAUCGACGUAACAGCUUUGUAAGUAUUUAAAACUCUGCGAGACCUUGAUAGAUGAGAUUUUAUCGGGUGUAUUUUGGCAAUAUGAUGGGAAUUGAUUUUACGCCUUAAGAAACUACCAUACAAUUUAAAACAAUUAGAAUUUGGUUAUUCAUAAAUUCACAAAUUCCGAGUGGGUUUGAGAAAUUAACAAUCUUUACACGGAAUAUUAGUAUUUGUCAUAAGUUUGGCACUAUUUUUUUUACCGAUACGCCAUACGAUAGAUGGAAAAGAAAAAUAUAGACAGCAGUUUUAGAGUCAUGCGAUUUAUUAAUGUUACAUCGCAACGAGAUGUGCUUUGGCUGCACUAUCUUCUCAUCCAAAUCGGCUCCUCAUCUCCCGCUCAAUUUUUGGAUGACGUUGUAAAUUGAAUCAUAAAAUUCAUUUCGCAACGAUGCAAAAUUGCAAUGUAUUCUUGUGCUGUGUACCUAUUAUUAUUUUAUGUAUAUUAUACAGCACGCGCCAAUUAACGUCAUAUACCUGCGGCGUGUCUAAGAAAUACGAUACAUGACCUUGCUGAUGUUCAUCGAAAUAUAUUUUGUAGCCAGAGAUCAAGGUACUGGAAAAAUUAUAUUAGAUCCGAAAUAACUGAUUGAAUUUUUAUAUACCUGUGGGGGACGCUGCAAAAAUAUAUUAAACAAACAUAAUUUCCAUUUGCUUUACGAAUACGAUUACGUGUAAAAAAAAAAAAUUAGCAUGGACCGAACCAUCGAGUGAAGUAAUAAAAUUAGCUCAGCAUUUAUAUUAUUCAAGGACA
This is a messenger RNA of Neodiprion virginianus, 2856 nucleotides long. Its product is annotated as esterase E4-like. Lineage: Eukaryota; Metazoa; Arthropoda; Insecta; Hymenoptera; Diprionidae. The transcript is spliced from 8 exons. Bases 108 to 1817 code for a protein of 569 amino acids. The record is from RefSeq and is a predicted model, not a curated record.